Molecule: messenger RNA, 1218 nt
Organism: Cyclocybe aegerita
Lineage: Eukaryota; Fungi; Basidiomycota; Agaricomycetes; Agaricales; Hemipholiotaceae
Source: the annotation of a GenBank genome assembly
AUGCGCGGCGUCCGGCAUGCCGGGACCGGCUCCGCGACCAAUGGUACCGCUGCCUCCGAUAACCACUGCGUGUUCCCCGGCAACGUCGCACACCCCCUCAGCAUCCCCGGCCAAACAGCCUUGGCCAGAGGCUCGCAGAUCGAGGGCCCUCCGCUCCCUGAAGGAGCAGCUAAAUCGUCCAUCGAUAGCAUGUCCUUUUCGGCGGAGGCUUAUUUUGCUUCACAACCACCCCCACCGACACUCCAGCACGACGUGGAGCAAGUGCGCGAGUUCGUGGCGAGACAGGCAAAGGAAGGCAGGAAUGUGGUUCUGGUGACGAGCGGUGGCACGACGGUGCCUUUGGAGCUCAACGUUGUACGAUUCCUGGACAAUUUCAGUGCUGGAACUCGUGGCGCGACUUCUGCAGAAUAUUUCCUCAAGGCAGGCUACGCUGUUAUCUUCAUGCACCGACAAUUUAGUCUACAGCCAUUCAGCCGACACUACUCUCACUCGACGAACCCAUUCCUCGACUUCCUUGAGAUUGAUCCUCCGUCUCCGUCUUCUCCUGACGCGGACCCGCGUAUCUCGGUGACUCCAAACAAGCGACACGACCUGUUGAACGUGCUCACGGAAUACAAACGUGUCCACGCCCUCGGGACACUGCACACUCUCACGUUCGUCACCGUCGACGACUACCUAUGGCUUCUGCGUGCGCUCAGCCAGGAGCUGGCAGUCGUGGGCCGAAGGGCGAUGUUCUACCUCGCAGCCGCCGUCAGCGAUUUUUUCCUGCCGAGGCAGAAGAUGUCUGAACAUAAGAUCCAGUCAGGCAAGGGCAACCUCUCAAUAGAGAUGGACCAAGUGCCGAAAAUUCUCAAGCCAUUGGUGGACAACUGGACGAAAGGGGGAUACGUGAUCUCGUUCAAGCUCGAGACAGACGACAAUCUCCUCCUGCCAAAAGCCCGCCAAGCACUUGAGCGGUACGGACAUCAGGUUGUGAUCGGGAACGACCUGCACAGGCGCAAGUUCGAGGUCGUCUUCGUCUCAAAGAAAUACCUACCUGGCCCUCCUCCUAAUCCUGAGCCUGCCGCCGAUGGCUCUGACGAAUUUUCGGAGUACUGGCUCCGGAUCAACGUCGCACAUACGAAUCAAACACCUGGCUUCCCUCUCAAGGAGAUCGAGGAAGACAUUGUCGCGGAGCUGGUGAAGAGGCAUGCGGAGUGGAUCGCUCGUACGCCCUGA